Molecule: messenger RNA, 1050 nt
Organism: Penicillium concentricum
Lineage: Eukaryota; Fungi; Ascomycota; Eurotiomycetes; Eurotiales; Aspergillaceae
Exons: 2
Coding region: 1-1050 (349 amino acids)
Source: RefSeq, a predicted model, not a curated record
AUGGAGUCCACCAAAUUUCCAAAGAGACCCACGCUUCGAUGGGAUCAAUACAAGCGACAGGUAUUGUGCUGUUUGUAUCGAUUCUUUAUGUGCGACAAGAAGGAAACCGAGGAGAUAUUCUCCUACAUGUUUAGAGGCCAUCUAAACGAGCGCGGUAUCCAAGGCUUUGUUCCAUUUGCCACCCUCAACACUCAGUGGGUUUGGAUGAAGAAUAUACGGGAUCCAGUUUGGUCCCAUGUGCAUUUAAACACCGCAUUUGAGACUGAUGGCAAGUGGAAGGAGAUUCUUACGAAAAUCAAAUUUGCAGCCGAAACAUUGCGAUUCCAACUCCGCGAGAAGACGGAGGACGACACUACCACGUCACACUGGAGCUCUUUGGGGCCCGACAGCGAGCGGAGUGUUGUAUCAGAUGAACCCGCCACGCCAAUGCUUCGUCACACAUUGUCUGCCCCAGAGACUCUCAACCCGAUGGUGUUGUUAUUUCCGACCCGAGAUCAUGUCUUCGGUGAAAUAUCUAGAGCCAAUCAAAGCAUCGACGAAUCCAUGGACCAAAGCGUCAACCAGACCGUAUACCAGCAGAAUGACCUCCAUAACAACAUCCCCAAUGCACUCCAUGGGUCCACCGAGCCUGUCGUCACUAGCGAUGGAAAGCUCUGUCUUUGGUUUGAUCACGAAGGAACCAGCUAUGAAUUCGAGGACACCCAGGAACUGCAAGAUGAAGACUGCGACUACGACAGUGGAUAUGAGGAUACUAGUUAUGCCAACCAGCAUAACGACCGACAAGAGGACCCUAGUAUGAGAGAGCAUACCCAGGCAUUCAAGCAGUCUAUGAGAGGCCAUGUUGUUACCCUGAACAAGCAAACUAUCCUCGAAGAAAUGGAGUGGCAUCACUCGAUCUCCUGGAAUUGGCUCCAUGGUGGGCUGACGCCCAAAUGGCAAUCUCAUGGUGCGAAUUGGUCUAUAACGGACAGGAACCAGACUGCCCCAAAAGAAUAUCACAUGCGUUAUUUAUCUGGCAACCCCUAUUCCCAAUUGCUGUCAAAAACAUAG